AUGAGCUGCCAAUGGCUUGGUUUCCUGGGCCUGGCUUUGCUAGGAGCCCUUGCCGUCCAGCUGGGAUCGCUGGUCCUCACACAACUUGCGGUAAUUCUUGCAGAACAGCAACUUGAGCUCUUACGUGCAAUGCUGCGAUGUCAGCUUUCUGCAUUGCUUGCCACGCUGAUGCUGACAUUAAUAAUGGCAGUUGUGACCCUCACGGUGUUGGCAGCCCUGCAGCUCUACCGUGCUAAUAUCUGCAGAGAUGCCGGACAAACUUGUGCUUCUCGCGGCGUCCAGCCUCGUGACGUGGCGGAACAAGAUGAGCAGGGCAGUUCACAUGCGCAUCCGCCAGCCGAUCCAGAGAGUGGCAGCCGAUCAUCGCGCCAGGAGGCGCCACCCCGCCUCGAGCUGGUCCCAGCUCCCCGGCAUAAAGAGGCCGGAAAGCUGCCCGAUCAGCCAGAAGAACUUGAUGAAGGCCGCAAAGGAUUGGAGGAACAUGCUGUCGAGACGAGGCAAGGGGAUGAGCAAGGAUGCAAUGGUCUUCCGCUGAAGUGCCCGAACCACGCAGACCCAGCACGGAGCAGUGAUUCAAGCUCGCCUGCGCGUCCGCCAGCCGAUCCAGAGAGUGGCAGCCGAUCAUCGCGCCAGCAGGCGCCACCCCGCCUCGAGCUGGUCCCAGCUCCCCGGCAUAAAGAGGCCGGAAAGCGGCUGGAUCAGCCAGAAGAACUUGAUGAAGGCCGCGAAGGAUUGGAGGAACACGCUGUCGAGACGAGGCAAGGCGAUGAGCAAGGAUGCAAAGGUCUUCUGCUGGAGUGCCUGAACCACGCAGACCCGGCACGGAGCAGUGAUUCAAGCUCGCCUGUGCAUCCGUCAGCCGAUGCAGAGAGUGGCAGCCGAUCAUCGCGCCAGCGUGCGCCAUCCUGUCUUGAGCUGGUCCGAGUUCCCUGGCAUAAAGAGGCUGAGGAAAGCCCUGUUGGGAGUGAUGAAGGUCCAUUCCGCCACAAGCGGCAGGCCAAGAAGCCAAGGAAGCCGUGCAAAGGCAGAACUGUGUGCUGGAAGCCAUUGCAUGAGCUGCCUGCAGAAGAGGAGUGCCAAAUUUGUGGCGCAAAGGGCUCGCAGCUCCUUCAGGGAAAGCCAGACAAGCCAAAGAACAUGUACUUCCUGGAAGAGGCGGAUGCUGCGGAACUGCAGGGCCAAUGGCCGUUUCGCUGCUGGUGCUGGAAGUGCGAGGUUGCCAGAACCGCCAUUGGCGAUGGGUCGGAGGACCACACGGAAAACGAGGAGUUGGCGCUCCGAUGCGGCAGAUGCCAGAUGGAUGGGUCCUUGGGUCUAUCGAAGCGCGUGUAUGACCACUUCAGACGGGCGAUUGGUGAUGCCCCCGUUCAUUGUAAGAAGGCGCUUGUGGGCAAAUGUCCCAGCAUUGGUCAGUGUCUCUACAUGCAUCCCAAGGAGCCCUUGCCGUACGCAGUGGAUGAUCGGGUGAGCCGCGCCUUCCUGCUUUGCCGCCUGGCAAGUGUGGGCAAUGAAAAGGACAAGGAGUUCGUCGCUCGCUGGCUCAGAAACGACCAAAGCCAGGUUGCUUUCGUGCAAGGCUUCCGGCCCUUUUCGUCAGCCGAGGCGCUUUUGCAAGUUCCGGUGCCAGACGCGGCCAUGCGGAGCAUGCUUGGGCAGCUUCAGGUCCCCGAGCGGCUGCUGAAGGUGUUGGAGGUCUUGGAGCAGUUUCAGCGCCCCUAUGACCGAGGGGCCAUGUUCUGCGAAGUCAUCAGAUGUGAUUGGAAGGUGCAGUUGGCCAAGCUGAUUGGAUGCUUGGCACGCGGCGCACAGGAACAUCCACUGUGUCUGGACCUGGCACGCCUUGGCUCAAGUGAACUCUUCGCGCUGGCCGAAGGCUUGCAGCUGUGCCCAAAUCUCCGGAAGUUGUCACUGGACUUCUGCCACAGUUGGAUCAUUGGAAUCCGCGUCGGAGAUGAUGGUGCCUCCCGUCUGGCCGAAGGCUUGCAGCAGUGCCCCAAUCUCCGGGAGGUGUCACUGAACCUCGAGGACACCGAAAUUGGCAGUGGGCUGAGGGCGAUGUUCGCAGGGAAGCGGCGCUUGGGUGACCGUGGCGCCUCCUGUUUGGCCGAAGGCUUGCAGAAGUGCCGAUAUCUCCGACAGGUGUCACUGAACCUCGAAAACACCGAAAUUGGUGACCAUGGCGCCUCUCGUCUAGCCAAAGCCUUGGCAAAUCUCCGAGAGGUUUCACUGGACCUCAGCAGCACCCAAGUGGGUGACGAUGGUGCCUCCUGUUUGGUGGAAGGCUUGCAGCAGUGCCCCAAUCUCCGGGAGGUGUCACUGAACCUCGAGUACACCCAAAUUGGUGACGAUGGUGCCUCCUGUUUGGUGGAAGGCUUGCAGCAGUGCCCCAAUCUCCGGGAGGUGUCACUGAACCUCGAGUACACCCAAAUUGGUGAUGAUGGUGUCUCCCGUCUUGCCGAAGGUUUGCAGCAGUGCCCGAAUCUCCGGGAGGUGUCGCUGAACCUCAGGAGCACUGAAGUUGGUGACCAUGGCGCCUCUCGUCUAGCCAAAGCCUUGGCAAAUCUCCGAGAGGUUUCACUGGACCUCAGCUACACCCAAGUUGGUGAUGAUGGUGUCUCCCGUCUUGCCGAAGGUUUGCAGCAGUGCCCGAAUCUCCAAGCGCUGUCACUGUGCCUCGUGCUCCACCACAAAGUUGGUGACCGUGGCGCCUACUGUUUGGCCGAAGGCUUGCAGCAGUGCCCCAAUCUCCGGGAGGUGUCACUGAACCUCGACUACACCCAAAUUGGUGACCGUGGCGCCUCCUGUUUGGCCGAAGGCUUGCAGAAGUGCCGAUAUCUCCGAGAGGUGUCACUGAACCUCGAAGACACCGAAAUUGGUGACCAUGGCGCCUCUCGUCUAGCCAAAGCCUUGGCAAAUCUCCGAAAGGUUUCGCUGGACCUCCGCCACACCCAAGUUGGUGACGAUGGUGCCUCCCGUCUGGCCGAAGGCUUGCAGCAGUGCAAGAAUCUACGAGCGCUGUCACUGUGCCUCUCGAUCACCAAAGUUGGUGACGAUGGUGCCUCCCGUCUGGCCGAAGGCUUGCAGCAGUGCAAGAAUCUCCGAGCGUUGUCACUGUCCCUCCUAGCCACCAAUGUUGGUGGCCGUGGCGCCUCCUGUUUGGCCGAAGGCUUGCAGAAGUGCCGAUAUCUCCGAGAGGUGUCACUGAACCUCGAAAACACCGAAGUUGGCAGCGGUUCAGUGUGA
Molecule: messenger RNA, 3243 nt
Organism: Symbiodinium natans
Lineage: Eukaryota; Dinophyceae; Suessiales; Symbiodiniaceae
Source: the annotation of a GenBank genome assembly